AGCGCCGCAGGCCGCACCCAGCUCGGGCGGCGGGGGCAGCGCUGGAGGCUGAGGGGGCGGAGAGGCCGGGCGGGCCGGGGCUGCGGGCUAGGGAGCGCCCGGCGGACAGGGGGCGGAGCCGGAGCCGGAGCCGGAGCUGGAGCCGACGCGCGGCAGCCGCCCUCGGACCUGGGAGCCUGUGCGCUGCCCGCGAUUCGCCCCCUGAGGAGCCGAGAAAGAUUGUGCAAUGAAUGGUGAUACUCGGGCCGCAGUGGUGACCUCACCACCCCCGACCACAGCCCCACACAAGGAGAGGUACUUUGACAGGGUGGAUGAGAACAAUCCGGAGUACUUGCGAGAGAGGAACAUGGCACCGGACCUCCGCCAGGACUUCAAUAUGAUGGAGCAGAAGAAGAGAGUAUCCAUGAUCCUGCAGAGCCCUGCUUUCUGUGAAGAGUUGGAAUCAAUGAUACAGGAACAGUUUAAGAAGGGGAAGAAUCCCACGGGCCUAUUGGCAUUACAGCAGAUUGCAGAUUUUAUGACCACGAACGUACCGAAUGUCUAUCCUGCAGCUCCACAAGGAGGGAUGGCUGCCUUAAACAUGAGUCUUGGUAUGGUGACUCCUGUGAAUGACCUAAGAGGAUCUGACUCCAUCGCUUAUGACAAAGGCGAAAAAUUAUUGAGAUGUAAGCUGGCAGCAUUUUACCGACUGGCAGAUCUCUUUGGAUGGUCUCAGCUUAUCUACAAUCAUAUCACAACCAGAGUGAGCUCCGAGCAGGAACAUUUCCUCAUUGUUCCCUUUGGACUUCUCUAUAGUGAAGUGACUGCAUCCAGUUUGGUUAAAAUCAAUUUACAAGGAGAUGUAGUAGAUCGUGGAAGUACUAACCUAGGAGUAAAUCAAGCUGGCUUCGUGUUACACUCUGCCAUUUAUGCUGCGCGACCAGAUGUGAAGUGUGUUGUGCAUAUUCAUAUACCAGCAGGAGCUGCGGUCUCUGCGAUGAAAUGCGGCCUCUUGCCAAUCUCCCCAGAGGCACUUUCCCUUGGAGAAGUGGCUUACCAUGAUUAUCAUGGGAUUCUGGUUGAUGAGGAGGAAAAAGUAUUAAUUCAGAAAAAUUUGGGGCCUAAAAGCAAGGUUCUUAUUCUCCGGAAUCACGGGCUGGUGUCUGUCGGAGAGAGCGUUGAGGAGGCCUUCUACUACAUCCAUAACCUGGUGGUCGCAUGUGAGAUCCAGGUUCGAACUCUGGCCAGUGCAGGAGGGCCAGACAACUUAGUUCUCCUGGAUCCUGGCAAGUACAAAGCCAAAUCCCGUUCCCCGGGGUCCCCGGCAGGGGAGGGCACCGGCUCACCUCCCAAGUGGCAGAUUGGCGAGCAGGAGUUUGAAGCCCUCAUGCGGAUGCUCGAUAAUCUGGGUUACAGAACUGGCUACCCUUACCGAUACCCUGCUCUGAGAGAGAAAUCUAAAAAACAUAGCGAUGUGGAGGCUCCUGCGAGUGUCACAGGUUACUCUUUCGCUGGUGACGGGGACCCAGGCACUUGCUCCCCUCUCAGACACAGUUUUCAGAAGCAGCAGCGGGAGAAGACAAGAUGGCUGAGCUCUGGCCGAGGUGACGAUGCUUCCGAGGAGGGGCAGAAUGGAAGCAGCCCCAAGUCGAAGACUAAGGUGUGGACGAACGUUACACACGAUCGCGUGAAACCCUUGCUGCAGUCUCUCUCGUCCGGUGUCUGCGUGCCAAGCUGUAUUACCAACUGCUUGUGGACUAAAGAGGAUGGACAUAGAACCUCCACCUCUGCUGUCCCUAACCUGUUUGUUCCAUUGAACACUAACCCCAGAGAGGUCCAGGAGAUGAGAAACAAGAUCCGAGAGCAGAACUUACAGGACAUUAAGACGGCUGGCCCCCAGUCCCAGGUUCUGUGUGGUGUAGUGAUGGACAGGAGCCUAGUCCAGGACGCACCCCUCUCUGACUGUACGGAGACAAUCGAAGGGCUCGAGCUCACAGAGCAGACCUUUAGUCCUGCUAAACCCCUCUCUUUUAGAAAGGGGGAGCUUGUGACAGCCUCCAAGGCCAUCAUUGAGAAGGAAUACCAGCCCCAUGUCAUCGUGAGCACCACAGGCCCCAACCCCUUCAAUGCGCUCACUGACAGAGAGCUAGAAGAGUACCGCAGGGAGGUAGAGCGGAAGCAGAAGGGCCCGGAAGAGAAUCUGGACGAGACCAGAGAACAGAAAGAAAAGAGCCCUCCAGAGCACGCUGCUGCCCCCCACACCCCCCCCAGCACCCCUGUCAAGCUUGGGGAAGACCUGCCACAGGAGCCCAUUUCCGGAGAGGACAGUGAUGCUGCCACCUUCAAGCCAACUCUCCCCGACCUGUCCCCUGAUGAGCCUUCAGAAGCGCUCGGCUUCCCCACCUUGGAGGAGGAGGAAGAGGAGGGGGAGGCACUCAGUGAAGCCCGCGAGCCUCCCAGCCCCACUGGUUCCCCCGUGGCGGCCAGCCCUGAGCCAGCCUCAGCCCAGGUGGCCGAAGAGGCUGCCUCCCCAGCUGCCGAGGAGGGGGCUGCCGUGGACCCUGGCAGCGAUGGAUCUCCGGGCAAGUCCCCUUCCAAAAAGAAGAAGAAAUUCCGCACCCCCUCCUUUCUGAAGAAGAGCAAGAAGAGGAGUGACUCCUGAAGGCCCGUCCUGCACACACCAAUGCCACCAGACUGUCCCCGAUUGUGUCUCAUGUUCUGUCUUCUUGUGUAACGGAAUGCAAACAGCCCGUCCCUCCACAUAGCUAGUGCUCCCCUCACGGCGUGACCAAAUCCCCACGUAGACCGGUGCUAACCUCCUGGGCGUGUGCGGCGGGUGCUGGGAGAGACGAGCCUCCACGGCCCCUCAGCGUCCACCGUGCCCUUCUGGGACCUGCACCUCAGGGGCCGGGCUCUCCCCCGGGGCCGCACGUCCUGCUUCUGGCUGGACACUUGGAGGCCCUGCUCGCCCUGGCCUUGCCCUCCCUCCUGUUGUGCAGUACCCCAUGCUGUGUGUGUGCUAGGCUCCCCUUCAUCCCCAGGCCUCAGGUGACCGAAUCAGACUGGGAGCUUCCUGCUGGCAUUACCUGCUCUGUGAUCUCACUUUGUUCGCAGCUAGAGCCUCAGUCUUGGGAAAGCACUCCGUGCCUGCCAGCAGUCCAGGGUAUCCUGAUGGCCUUUGAGAAGCGAGUUCGGGCUGAGCCGGGGACCUAGCAGCAAAGGGCUGGGUAUACCUGACAUGCCUUGUGCAUGGUCUGAUUGGCCUGAGGCCGGAAACAAAGGUAAGGGGCCCCCAGUUUCUCACUCACUGGGGUCUCUAGAUUUCUCCUGUCAUGGGGAAGAUACAUUAAGAGGGGGAAGAGUCCUUUCUAGAAUUUUCUUUCAGAUUUGCAAUUCAUCCUACAUCUUUGACCAUGAACAUGAAUUGGCCACUUUUUGCUUUAGUUUUCUCCCUAUAGCCUGCCACGGAGUGCAGCAAAAUGCACUUCACUGAUUUGGGCGGGGGCUUGGAACUGAGAAGGGAUCUCCUCUUUAACUCAGCCUGAAAAGAUCUCCUGGUUUUGGGAAAGGGUAGCUCAAGGUAGAAGGGGACCCAGUGGUCUCUCCCCAACUUCUUACACUAGUCAUUCAUGGAGCCAUGCCUGGCUCUCCUUGUUGGAUGUUGUAAAUUUCCACUGAGAUUCCUAAAAAAUCACGUGAAGCUGCUUAGUGGGAACUAGUGGGUGACCCAUUCCAGGGGCCACCUGGUGCCAGCCUGACCAGGCACUGGCAAGCCUCCUCCUCGCACGUGGGGAGGGGCCCCUGGUGGACCUGGUGCCAGACCUGGGCCCCACGCUCCUGCCCCCAAGCAGGACCUGAGGCUGGCUGCAUGGCGCUGACCGCUGCUUUAAGCUUUCUGGCGACGCUCUUCUCUGGUGUAUCAUGUUGUUGCCACGGUGGUGUUCAGGUUCUCUGCCCUCGCCCUGUCCUCCAGUUAACCAUGGACUGUAGCCCUUCCUUUUGUCCCACAUAUGCAAUGACUUUCAUUUCACUUUUGUAGUUUAUUUUAACUCUUUGUAUCACAACAUGAAGUUUAGUCGCAUAUAUGGACACAGGCUUGGGAGGACGGGUCCUGUGUCCUUCACUGUAACAUGUUUUACUCACAAAUAAAAUUCUUUAAGCAGUUUCCUUGUCUAAACUGG
Molecule: messenger RNA, 4160 nt
Organism: Canis lupus familiaris (dog)
Lineage: Eukaryota; Metazoa; Chordata; Mammalia; Carnivora; Canidae
Gene: ADD1
Product: adducin 1
Exons: 16
Coding region: 227-2641 (804 amino acids)
Biological process (GO): positive regulation of establishment of endothelial barrier; barbed-end actin filament capping; positive regulation of adherens junction organization
Cellular component (GO): focal adhesion; adherens junction; plasma membrane
Molecular function (GO): actin filament binding
Source: RefSeq, a predicted model, not a curated record